UUUUUUCUCGCUUUCCGCUUAGUUUUCAUUUGGAGCUCCAGUUAUUAGCAGUUUUCAAGUUCAAUCGAAUAGAAGCGCGGUGCGGUGUUUUCCGAGCUGUGCACCUUUAGUCGCAAGUGUUUUGAUAUCUGAGCGAGUGAAUUUUAUCGUUAAAAUCGUGACCGCAAUCGGCUAAAUUGGUGUAACAGGAGGGAGUGAUCGUGCGGUUAAGAACGUGUCCAAACUUCUUUCUCUCUGUCUCCUGUUUUUCAACUCUUUAUUUUCGCUCUCGCGAUCUUUGCUGACUCUUUUAAUUCGUCGUCAUAUCACAUAGUUCUUGUGCGUUUUUUUGGUUGCGUGGCCGACUUUGUUUUUGUUUACUGUAACUGUUUAUACGAGUGAGAGCUUCGAAGCGGAUGGAGUCAGCUGUUUGUGAUUACGACACGAUCGUCACUAUAUGUGCGAAUUUAAGAUACCAAUGAAGUCAGUGUUUGUGUGCGUUGAAGUGUGUUAUUGAAAAGGCAAUCAAAACUUAUCAAAUUGUUGAUAAAAAAAUUUCAAGCGGAAAAAUAAAUUCCAAACCGCCCAAGUGUGACGAUAGCUUGCGUCACGAGAAGUGCAACAGCGAAGAGUGAGAGGAGGACCCCGGGAAGUAAACGCUGCGAAAAAUAUCAAUCUUCGAUAAUUAAAAGCAAGCAACACAACACGAGGAAGCACAAAUAAAAAUUGAAUGGAAGUUUAUGUGUGCAGAAUUUAAAGCAGUUUUUCUAUGAAUCGUCGAAGUGAAGUGAAGUGAAGUGAUACACCUUCGCAGCUGAAUGGUAAAAGCAAUAUAAUUAAUUAAACUUCAGUUUGAAGUGCUCCGUCCUCGCUCGCGUCCCAUCUACGUUUUAUCCGUUUGGGCUUGGUUUUGUCGCUGCACUGAAAUCGAAGAGUACUACGGAAAUUUUCCCUUCUGCUACAAGUUAUUAGAGUUAUUGGAUUCUGCUUUUGUGACUCUCUCUCUCUCCGUCUCUGAAUACCGGAGGACGCUGUGUGACGAUUGGUUCCCUUCUGGGCUGGUGCACAGUACAGUCACAGUACCAGCGGCGUCAUCCACAGCACAUCUACAAAUCGGAUCAGUGAAUUGGAAUGUCAUUGAAGAAAGAAACCUUAUCAGAUGUACAGCUGCACUUGGCUGCAUUACGCGGAGACGAAAUGUUGCUGAAACGAGUUUUGGAUAGCGGCAAGGUGCAUGUGGACUGCCGUGACGAGGACUACACAACGCCACUAAUUUUGGCUGCCGCAGGAGGACACACAGCCUGCGUCAUAGAACUGUUGGAGCAAGGAGCGGACCCCAACGCGAGACGAGUUACCGGGACGACGGCGCUUUUCUUCGCUGCCCAGGGCGGUUACGUGGACGUUGCUAGGAUACUGCUCAAAGCCGGAGCACCAGUGGACUGUUCCUCGGUUGAUGGUGGUACGCCACUGUUCGUCGCCUGUCAGGGCGGUCACGAGAACAUGGUUAGCGAGCUGCUCAGCUAUGGAGCCGGCGUUCAUGCCUGCAUGAAGGACCGUGCCACGCCGCUUUUCAUUGCCGCUCAAAAUGGCCACAACGCAGUCCUGAAGCUGCUGCUGGCUGCCGAUGCCCAACCGGACACUCCUCGCAACGAUGGUGCCACCCCCCUGUGGAUCGCUUCUCAGAUGGGUCACGACCACAUCGUUAAAAUCCUUCUGCUGCAUGGAGCCUACGUCGAUGCUGUCCGAUGCGAUGGCGCCACCGCGCUCUUCAAAGCCGCCCACAAGGGUCACAGUUCGGUGGUCCAUGAGCUGCUAAAAUACCGUCCAAAUCUGGGACUGAUUCCGAAUGGCGAAACCGCUCUGCACGCGGCUGCUCUUUUCGGGCAUCUGCCUAUUGUGAAGCAGCUAAUUGCUGCCGGUGCCGAAAUCUCCAUCAAGAACCAGGAAGGGCUAACGCCUCUGCAGAUCGCCCGUCAGCAAAAGUAUCACGCCGUCUAUCAGUAUCUGAAAGAUCGCGAGCACUACCUGCGUCAUCAGAGCGCCUCGGUGGGCGGCGGCAAGGGUCUGGUUACGGCAGUCACGACCACGGGAACGACCAGCAGUAGCAGUGCGGUCGCGAUCACCAGCUAGGCGGAGGAGUUUGUUGCCGAUUGGGGCAACAAUGCCAGUUGAAGCAGCAACAUUUUUGUUUGGGUUGUUAUCGUUUCCCGCACAUGUUAUUAUUAUUAUUAUUGCAUCCUAUGCCUGUUCCGGCCUUGAUUCCAGCCAGUCAGCAGUGUCUCUCGAAAUAAUGUCGUUAAAGCUGUUUAUAACGUGUUUUUUUUAGAUUGUUCGCCUUUCUCGAACGCCACGCACAUAUUCACUAUACUACCGCUGCUCUUGUGCUAAGUUGUAGAUGGAAUGUCGUGUAUAAUUUAUUCAAUGCAACAGAUUAGAAAUUAGACUAACAAAUUAGAGGUAAUAAAAACACUAGGGAAAUUCCUUUCGCAGCGCAGUAUGAUUGAGAUGUGGCGCUGAGUGGUGGAGAUUUGGUUUUACUCCAAGGAAAUCAAUAAUUAACCAACUGCAAGAAAAUCACACACCACCAUCGGAUUAUAAUGAGAAGCCGCUUUCAGCAGCAGAAGAAAGCUUAAGGCACACUCGGACGAAAAAUAUCAUUGAUGAAAGUUAAGGUUUGAAAACGCGUGAAGGCAGCCGAAAAUGGAGAAAAGAAGGUUAAAGCAUAAUCUUAAUCAAAUGUCAAAACAUUUAAUUAUUGAUUAACAAACGAGAGGUCAGAACACUAAUUUGCUGGAGAGCGUGCAUGCGGUAUAGUGAUUAGGGUGAUAUGCACUUAGCCCGACAAAAAAAAAACAAUGUCAGAUAGUUUUCAAGUUUAAUGUACAAGCAGUAUAAGCACCAAUCUCUGCAAUAAUAGUGCAUAUCAUCCUGCAUCGCCAUCCACCUGCCACGCAGGGAACCAAUAAAACGCUAGAAUCUCCCUCUGACGAAAUAAUCCUACCAGUAUACAAGCAAGCCCAUAAACCAGUGAAAUCCACUAAUAAAUACCUAGACAACAUAUAUCUCUGAUAAGUAUGCAAAUAUAGCCAGUGCUUCUAAAAAAAAAAAACUAACCCAUUCGACGCACAGCAGCCAACAACCGUUCGAUUUUGAUUUGUAUCGAUCGCACGCGACUGCAGUCUCUCGCAGCCAAUACAGUAGCCAUGUAGUCCUACGGAAAAGAAGAAAAAGUAAUAGAUAAAGCAUAGAAAACGAGAAAAGCUUUCAAUAUUAGUAGUUAUGCGUCUGUAGAUAAUAUAUCGAUGAUUUCUUUAUGAAUAAGUUGAUUCGCUUUUUGAUUGAUACGCAGCAAAGCCUAGGUGAUUGUUAUCGUGUUAAAGUUAUGACGUCGAAGGCGCCCUUUCCCUCGCUUCUUGUUGUUGCUGUUGUUAUUUAUAGUCGUAGUUUGUACCUUUUACCCAGAAGACCCAGUUUCGGGCUGGCGUUUCAUUGAUUGCUCCCUAAAGCUAGACGAUAAAUAUUUUGAUAGAUUAGUAGGAAGUGAUUCUUGCGCUCGGCAACCAACGACGAGCAGUUGAGAGACGAUGCGAGCUCAAAUAUAAAUGUUAAAUAGUAAUAAACUUUGAACGAGCACUCCGUUACAGACUCACUCACGCAAUGAAUCGCGCACGCAAAUGCAGCACAAAUAUACGAAUAAAAAAAAAAUACUGCACAAUCGAAACAAUAAAAAUCAAGUUCGACUGAAA
Messenger RNA from Ochlerotatus camptorhynchus, 3725 nucleotides. Its product is annotated as ankyrin repeat domain-containing protein 29. The coding region runs from base 1111 to 2109 and encodes 332 amino acids. Gene Ontology annotation, molecular function: protein binding. The record is from RefSeq and is a predicted model, not a curated record. The transcript has 8 exons. Lineage: Eukaryota; Metazoa; Arthropoda; Insecta; Diptera; Culicidae.